CGCGCGGCUGGCAAACGCUCUGUAUCAUAGUGGAAUCGCCUCCACAACAAGGGAGAACAGUAUCAUCUUGGAUUGGACACAGUCAUGUCGCAACGAAAGUUUCCCAAAGUCAUUGGAUACCAAUUGAUAGAGCAAAUCGGUGGAGGGGCAUUCUCUACUGUAUAUCGAGCCGUCAACAUAGAAGAUCGCCGAAUCGCAGCAUGCAAAGUUGUUUACCUCACACCUCAAACGACCGAACAUGACAGGAAGACUCUCGACAAAGAGAUGCGUGUCCACUCUGCGCUGAAACAUGACAACGUUCUUGAAUUCAUCGAUGCACUCAUUAUCGAGGACGACAAGGGAAAGCCGAGCCCGUACGUCCCAGGCAUCUACAUGCUCCUUGAACUCGCAGCGGGAGGAGACCUCUUCGACAAAAUAGCCCCUGACGUGGGAGUCGGUGAAGACGUCGCACAUUACUACUUCAGUCAGCUGCUCGCAGGCGUCGCGUACAUUCACUCGCUGGGAAUAUGCCACCGGGACCUCAAACCAGAGAAUAUCAUGCUCGACGCUGCCGGUACCUUGAAGAUAUCCGACUUCGGCCUGUGCUCCGUAUUCAGUAUCGUAGACAAAGCGACAGUGAGGUUACUCAGCGAACGAUGUGGAUCACUGCCAUACGUCGCGCCAGAAUUGAACUCCGAUGAACCGUACUCAGCUGAGCCAAUCGACGUGUGGGGUAUUGGUGUCAUCCUCUUCACGCUCCUCGUAGGCAAUACUCCAUGGGAUGAGCCGACGAAGAAGAGUCGCGAAUUUCGCAGCUAUGUCAAGGGCUCAAUAUUCACCGAGGCACCAUGGAACAAGCUCGGGGAGACGGUCCUUUCAUUGAUUAGAGGGAUGCUUACGAUCAACCCGAACCGACGUAUGACUUUGGACGACGUCGCGUGUCACGAGUGGUGUACACGGCCCAGCCAACUUGCUGGAAAAAGUGCCGCUCAGCUCGCUGAGUGCCUCACCGAGUCCCUCCGCGCGACCGGCGACCUCGAGAUUGCCACGCCCUCCGCGGCUACGUCCCCCCAGGACGAGAACAUGGUCGACGAAGACGGCGACCAGAUAAUGGGCACCGCAACGCACCUGUCUCAGUUCACCCAGACGCUCAUGCUUUUCAGCCAAACCCAGACCGGGAAACGAUACACCCCUCAUCUCACGCGGUUCUACUCGUCACUCCGGCCGCCGCAGCUCAUGCCGCUUUUGCACGACGCGGUUAUCGGUAUCGGACUCAAGUGCAAAGUUCCCUCCCCCAAGCCGGGCGAUCCACCUCCGGACGAGGCGCCGCUGCUCAAGUUCCGUGUGGGUGGGUACGACCGGCGCCACGAGGUGGUCAAGGGCUGGGUGGAAAUCGAGCCGUUCAACUACAACGACAUCAACGGGAGCUUCUGCGUAUUGCGCAAGGAAGCGGGAAAUCCAAUAUCGUGGCGGCAACUGUGGAAGGCGCUCAUCAUGUGGCCACAGGUAGAGCCGCACGUUCUACGCAAGCGGAACCAGCAGUCGUAGGGGGUCUCCACGUACUAAAGUGCAUGAUCAUUCGGACGUGGUAGAUUCAG
Punctularia strigosozonata HHB-11173 SS5 is the source of this 1577-nucleotide messenger RNA. RefSeq names its product CAMK/CAMKL/CHK1 protein kinase. The coding region runs from base 85 to 1527 and encodes 480 amino acids. Lineage: Eukaryota; Fungi; Basidiomycota; Agaricomycetes; Corticiales; Punctulariaceae. The record is from RefSeq and is a predicted model, not a curated record. Gene Ontology annotation, cellular component: cytoplasm. The transcript has 15 exons. Gene Ontology annotation, biological process: protein phosphorylation; intracellular signal transduction. Gene Ontology annotation, molecular function: protein serine/threonine kinase activity; ATP binding.